Durusdinium trenchii is the source of this 1923-nucleotide messenger RNA. NCBI's taxonomy places the organism in Eukaryota, Dinophyceae, Suessiales, Symbiodiniaceae. The record is from the annotation of a GenBank genome assembly.
AAGGGCCUCAGACACAUGUGGCAACAUUUCUACGAAAUUACUGUAAUAGGCGCAGCGAGCCUAACACAUAGCUUGACAGCGAGAUUUUCUCUUCAGAUCCACACAUUUUUGCACCAAAAGUCGCACGUUUGAUUGGACGCAAUUUGAAUGCAUGAAGUCCUACAAGAGGAUCCAGGUGGUGGGCAAGGGCAGCUUUGGCUGCUGCUGGCUUGUGCAGAGUGACUCUGGAGAACGCUGCAUUCUGAAGCAGAUAGAUGUGUCCAAGAUGCCUGAGAAGCAGCGUUUGGAAGCUGCCAACGAAGUCAAGGUGCUGAGCAGGUUGCGACAUCCUUACAUCAUCAACUACAGAGAGUCCUAUGUUGAUUCAGGUCUUCUUUGCAUCAUCAUGGACUUUGCUGAGAGGGGUGAUUUGUACCGGAUGAUUGGACGGAAACGGCAGGCAAAGUCUCUGUUUGCAGAAGCUUUGGUGCUGAGGUGGUUCACCCAGAUUGCACUGGCCUUGAAGCACAUCCAUGAUCGACACAUCCUUCAUCGGGAUCUGAAAACUCAGAACAUUUUCUUGGCAGGGCCAGGUGAUGGAAUGGUGAAGGUCGGGGACUUUGGCAUUGCUCGGGUCUUGCGGCACACCCAAGACUGCGCCCGGACAGCUAUUGGGACUCCAUACUAUUUGUCGCCGGAAAUCUGCCAGGAGCGGCCUUACAGCUAUAAAUCUGAUGUGUGGUCCUUGGGUUGUGUGCUCUAUGAACUUGCAACCCUUCGUCAUGCUUUCGAUGCAGAGUCAAUGCAAGGCCUUGUUCUGAAGAUUUUGCGUGGUGUUCCGCCGCAAGUACCUGCGAGCUUCUCCGCGGAGCUGCGAAGUCUCAUUGCGGAGAUGCUCACCAAGGACCCCAAUUGCAGGCCCUCUGUGAAUGAGUUGCUGCAUCGGCCUACGGUGAAAGCAAUGAUCAGACAACUACUUUGGGAGAUUGAGAAGGAUCAAAGGGAUCAGAGGCCAACUGAUCAAGGAUAUGGCGCCGGCAGAUGUGUAAGUCCGCCUGCCAAGGCAACGGUUCCACGCAACAGCACACCACCGAAAAGCUCGAGGACAGUUACAGCAGAUGGUCAGGAAGCAAGACGCCUCAAAAGACAGCCGCAAGCUGCGAAGAGCAAGUUUGUAAGACCUCGAUCUGCAUCGCGUGCAAGUCAUGCAGAGAGUGCUUCCGACGGCUCACGCUCGCCCCGGGCCAAGCGAAGCAGCGCCGUUGGCCCACCACACCAUCUCGCUGCAAGCCCCGGGUGUGCGGUUGACUUAUCACGUGAGCCUCCAGGUGGGCGCAGUCCUAACACUCAGCCUCGGACUCCUGAGAAUCAGCCUGAGAGCUGCACUGCUCGCCCAAAAGGGGAUCAACGCAAGGAGCUGAUUCGAACUUUGGAAGAGGGGUUGGGAUGCAAGCUGUCGAUGAUCACGAAGGAAGAAUCGGAGCCCACUGAUGAAGGCUCCCGCCCCUGCUUCUUGCAUCCUGGUGGGGAAGAAAUCAAGCUGCCGGUCACUGAGACCGACUCCUUGCCCUACCGAAUAGAGGCGCUCAGGCUGUAUUUGGAGAAGGAGCUCGGAAUCAUGGAGUUUCUGCUUGCCUACAAGCAUCUUGCAGAAAGUGCAAAAAGUGAUGCUGUGGCUGCGAAGGAGCUCAAAGCCAUCGAUGUUCAUUCCUUCCUCUCCAGCAAGGCUAUCAGCUUUCUGCCUUUGGUGACGCAGCUCAUUGUUUGCGAGGACUCGUUUUACUGAGGAUCAGCAGAGAUUCGCCGCUGGAGCGCAGAUUGGGAGCUCGUCGGGGCGAUCUUCGCAUUUGGCCAAGCCUUGAAGGGAGCUUUCUGGCUGGCUGGGUUUGCCACAUGCCUGCUUCUCAUGCGACAGUCAUGUGGAUCUCCACUGAAGGAGGCGCG